This is a messenger RNA of Phodopus roborovskii (desert hamster), 1231 nucleotides long. It is a transcript of the gene CUNH21orf91, whose product is annotated as chromosome unknown C21orf91 homolog. The record is from RefSeq and is a predicted model, not a curated record. The transcript is spliced from 5 exons. NCBI's taxonomy places the organism in Eukaryota, Metazoa, Chordata, Mammalia, Rodentia, Cricetidae. The coding region runs from base 206 to 1078 and encodes 290 amino acids.
UCUCCGAGCCGCUUCGGCGCGCAGGGCCGGUGCCGGGACCGACGGACGGACAGACGAGAGGACUGUGUGCUCUCGGGACCCGGAUCGCACCCCGCGCCGGCCACCCACGAUCCUCGAGUGGCGCCCCCGGGACCCUCCGAUCCGUAGCUGCCGGGUCUCCGACGUGUCCCAUCCCUUCCCGGGUGUCGGCGUCCCCACCGGCACUAUGAACGAAGAGGAGCAGUUUGUAAACAUUGACUUGAACGAUGACAACAUUUGCAGUGUUUGUAAACUGGGAACAGACAAAGAAACACUCUCCUUCUGUCACGUUUGUUUUGAGCUAAAUCUCGAGGGAGUACCAAAGUCUAACCUUUUACAUACCAGAUCAUUGCGGGGCCAUAAAGACUGCUUUGAAAAGUAUCAUUUAAUUGCAAACCAGGAUUGUUCUCGAUCCAAGCUUUCCAAAAGUACUUAUGAAGGAGUUAAAACCCUCCUGACUAAGAAGAUAAACUGGAUUGUACAGUAUGCACAAAAUAAAGAUAUGGAUUUGGAUUCUGAAUGUUCCAAAAAUACCCGACAUCACCUGUUUAAUUUCCGGCAUAAGCCAGAUAAGAAGUUACUCCCCCAGUUCGAUUAUCAAGUGCCCAAGUACUCUGUGAAAGGGAUAGCUGGAAACACGGGUGGCCUCUCAAGCUAUACACAAAGAAUUUUGGAGCAGAGGGAAAAUACAGGCUUCGGGCUUGCUAUAUUGCAAGACUCGGAUGCAUUGUGGCCUCGCAAACACAGCCAGGCACAGAAAAAAGAAGAGACGAGCUCUGGUCCAGAGGAGAAUGUCCAGACACAACAUCCACAUUACAGCAGAGAGGAAUUGAACUCAAUGACUCUUGAUGAAGUAGAACAGCUGAAUACAAAGCUGCAACAGCAAAUCCAGGAAGUUUUUGAAGAGUUAACACACCAAGUGCAAGAGAAAGACUCUUUGGCAUCCGAGCUCCAUGUCCGUCAUGUUGCCAUUGAGCAGCUUCUCAAGAACUAUUCCAAGCUACCAUGUCUGCAAGUGGGGCGGGCAGGAACGAGGUCGCACUUGCCCAUAAACAACUGAACUGGACGUAGCUUCUGUGCUUUACCCCUGCUGCUCUGCCAAGCAUGUGUACCUCCAACACAUUUGAAGAAAGUUAUGGUCCAUUUUUAUGGUUGUACUUUGAAAGCAUAAGAUAAUAUUUAUUAUCUUAAUCCAAUAAAGAGGAUCACUCUA